CUUUUUUAUAUUUCCCGACCGUUGAGAUUGAAAGCUCCCUCCUUGACAACUCGCAACUCUUAACACUCUGUAGUGCUCUCUCCAACGGUCUUCUUCUUCUCCUCCAAAACUUCGCUCUCCAAAGAUCCGAUCUUUUUCUUCUUCUUCUGCGAUUUCUCUUCCCAAAUGGGCACCAAAGAGCUUCCGGACUCCGCCUCUCAGCGCCGGAACUGGCAGAACAUCUUCAACGCGCUGGCACAGAUGCUGCGGUCUCAGCAAUCGAACCUCGAGACGAUGGCCGGCGACAGAAAAGUCUUCAAAGAUCACGUCAGAGUGCAAGAAGAGAAGUGGAUCUCCGCGUUUCAUCUCUUGGGAGAUCAAAUCCGCCAGAUGAAGGUGGACUUGGAAUUGAAAGAAAUGGAAGGCUCCGUUGAGGCGGCCAAGUUAGGGUGGGCUCUUAGUAUGGAGCAACAAGAGGCUUAUAUCGCGAAACUCAAGUUAGAAUACUCAGACAGUGAGUUAGAAGGUUUCAAAGCAUGGUUUGACCUACACUCCAACAAAAAUACCACCUUAAAGCAGCAAUGUGAUAAGCUUGCUUCCGAAAAGAGCUUUGCGUGGCAUCAGUAC
Messenger RNA from Malus domestica (apple), 606 nucleotides. The record is from RefSeq and is a predicted model, not a curated record. Lineage: Eukaryota; Viridiplantae; Streptophyta; Magnoliopsida; Rosales; Rosaceae.